Molecule: messenger RNA, 2307 nt
Organism: Anthonomus grandis grandis
Lineage: Eukaryota; Metazoa; Arthropoda; Insecta; Coleoptera; Curculionidae
Gene: Hsp60A
Product: heat shock protein 60A
Exons: 8
Coding region: 169-1893 (574 amino acids)
Biological process (GO): mitochondrial unfolded protein response; protein refolding; protein import into mitochondrial intermembrane space
Cellular component (GO): mitochondrial inner membrane; mitochondrial matrix
Molecular function (GO): ATP binding; ATP-dependent protein folding chaperone; protein-folding chaperone binding
Source: RefSeq, a predicted model, not a curated record
UAUUCUGUACUAUUCACUCAGGACCAGUUCAGAAUUCUCUAGAACCACACCUAACCUCCAAACUAAAUCAAGUGGCAUCAGAUUUUUCUUUUUUUUUUUUUCCUGCCAUUUUUACUGUCAAAGUGACUUUGCCAAACGGCCUGUAAAGAUCCCUCAUAUUCCCCAAAGAUGUACCGAGUACCCAGUGCCAUGCGUUCUGUGGCCCUACGCAGGUCCCAGCAAAUCAACCAAGUGCAAAGGUGGUACGCCAAAGAUGUGAGGUUCGGACCCGAGGUUAGGGCUCUUAUGCUCCAGGGGGUGGACGUUUUGGCCGACGCCGUUGCCGUCACCAUGGGUCCAAAGGGUCGUAACGUAAUCAUCGAACAGUCGUGGGGUUCCCCGAAAAUCACCAAGGACGGCGUGACGGUCGCGAAAGGCGUCGAACUAAAGGACAAAUUUCAAAAUAUCGGCGCCCGAUUGGUCCAAGACGUGGCCAACAACACGAACGAGGAAGCGGGAGAUGGAACCACCACAGCGACCGUAUUGGCCCGUUCGAUCGCCAAAGAGGGUUUCGACAAUUUGGGUCGGGGCGCGAACCCCGUCGAGAUUCGUAAGGGCAUCAUUUCCGCCGUCGAAAAGGUGACGGAAACGUUGAAAACGUUAUCGAAACCGGUCACCACUCCGGAGGAGAUUUGUCAGGUGGCGACGAUUUCCGCCAACGGGGACACGAGCGUCGGUAAUUUGAUCGCCGACGCGAUGAAGAAGGUCGGCAAGGAGGGCGUGAUCACCGUAAAAGACGGUAAAACGUUGAAGGACGAAUUGGAGGUGAUUGAGGGCAUGAAGUUUGACCGCGGGUACAUUUCGCCGUAUUUCGUUAACACGACCAAGGGGGCGAAGGUGGAGUAUCAGGACGCGUUGCUGUUGUUUAGCGAGAAGAAGAUCUCUUCGGUGCAGAGUAUCGUGCCCGCUUUGGAGUUGGCCAACUCGCAAAGGAAACCGCUCAUUAUUAUCGCCGAGGAUGUCGACGGAGAGGCUUUGACCACUUUGGUUGUUAACAGACUCAGGAUCGGACUUCAAGUAGCCGCCGUAAAAGCCCCCGGUUUCGGUGACAAUCGUAAAUCGACCCUGCACGACAUGGCCAUCGCUUCCGGUGGGAUCGUAUUCGGCGACGACGCGGACAUUGUCAAAUUGGAGGACGUGAAAGCGUCAGAUUUGGGACAAGUCGGUGAAAUCGUCAUCACUAAGGAUGACACUUUGUUGCUGAGAGGUAAGGGCAAAAAAGAGGACAUUGACAGACGCGCGGACCAAAUCAGGGAUCAAAUCAACGACACCACGUCGGAAUACGAAAAGGAGAAAUUGCAGGAGCGUCUCGCACGUUUGGCCUCUGGUGUGGCGGUACUUAAAGUGGGCGGAAGCAGCGAAGUUGAGGUAAAUGAAAAGAAGGACAGAGUGACUGACGCGUUGAAUGCGACCAGAGCGGCCGUAGAAGAGGGAAUCGUGCCCGGAGGUGGUACCGCUUUGCUCAGGUGCUCCGCCAGUUUGGACACGUUGAAGGCGCAAAAUAAGGAUCAAGAAAUUGGUAUCGAAAUUGUAAAACGCGCCCUAAAAAUCCCGUGCAUGACUAUUGCAAAGAACGCGGGUGUCGACGGUGCUGCCGUGGUGGCCAAGGUCGAACAACAAAGCGGAGACUACGGUUAUGACGCGUUGAACAACGAGUACGUCAACAUGUUUGAGCGGGGCAUCAUUGACCCAACGAAGGUGGUGAGGACAGCUUUGGUAGAUGCCUCCGGUGUAGCCUCCUUACUGACGACAGCCGAGGCGGUAAUCACGGAAAUUCCAAAAGAAGAACCGGCGAUUCCGACGGGCAUGGGCGGCGGAAUGGGCGGUAUGGGAGGCAUGGGCGGCAUGAUGUAAACCGACUUAAGGCGAUAGAUGCCAACCAAAUUUUGUAGUCUUCUAUAGGGAAGACUAUACCCGUGACUGUGACUCGUAGCUGUGUUGUCAAAAAAAUUGUUUUAAAUCUUUUGGCCGCGGCGAUUAUUAUUAUUAUUAAUAAUAUUAAUUAAUAGUGUUGUGCCUGGAUGUUUUUAUCGUGGCAUCAUCAUCAUCUGUAGAAAGAACCAUGUGAAAUUUCACAGUUGAUAAAAAAAGACUUGCAAGGUUGUUAUUACGUAGGGAGGGAGGGAGUGCGCGCGCAUCUACUUUUCGGAAUAUGAUUCUCGAUCUGAAAUGCAUUUAUUUGUUUCAUGUAAACGUUAGUAAAGGGGGUUUUCAGUUUUUAUAUACGAUGUGCAAAUUGUUAUGAAUAUAUUUGUUAUAAUUUUUUAA